Messenger RNA from Pseudo-nitzschia multistriata, 928 nucleotides. The record is from the annotation of a GenBank genome assembly. NCBI's taxonomy places the organism in Eukaryota, Bacillariophyta, Bacillariophyceae, Bacillariales, Bacillariaceae.
CAUCAAAAUCAAACAUCGUCGCACCUCCUAGCGAUCGCUAGACCAAACCACCGACCAAGGCACUUCCGCAGCGUCACAACCCGGCAGCGACAGGAACCUAGAGAGASACACACACCAGAAGCUUCGGUGCAUCGCGCUACGCAACCACAACCACCCACCACAACCACCAUGAUCCGAGCGGCACGCAUUGCACCGCCGUCUCUGUCGUCGCUGGYGAGCCGCGCCGUCGUCCGCGGGAACUCUUCCGUCGGGGUGGGGCUCCCCGGCAGAGGGACACGSGCACGCUUUCUGCCUCUGCCGGCCCGAAGCCAUUCCACAACGACGGCGUUGUACUCGCCGGUGGCAAUGGCGGCGGCGUCCCGCUCGGGCGGCGGCAGCAUCCGGGGAACCCCCCACGGGUUCCUUUCUUCCCUCCGGGGUUUUUCUUCGCUUCUGUGGCCCCCCGCGGCGGUCCCCAACACAGCCAUCUUCCCGGGACUCUUCGCACCAGCACGGACCGCCGCGGCGGGGGAGGCCGCUUCUCUGUCCUGCAGAAGCAACUCGUCGUCGAUCCUUUCGUGGGCCAUCUGGCUCAUAAAGCGAACCUAUCAGCCGUCCCUCCUGAAAAAGAAACGCCAGUGCGGGUUUAUGAAACGCAGGCAGUCGGUGGGAGGACGGAGGAUCUUCAAGCGACGACGACAGAAAGGUAGAAAGCGGUUGUUUGGAGCAUAAAUGGCCAAACGCAAGUCGAAGGAAGGGAAUCCAAUGAAACGCAAUCUUCUCGGUUUGUUGCCAUGCUUCAUCAUUCACAAUUCACAACAUCCCCGCGCUYUGCGCCAACGAGGAGAAGGGUUGCGCUUAAAAAAAAGAGGAAUGAAUUUCGCCGUUUUCACUCCGUUGCUUGGUUACUAGAAUUAAUACCGAAGUACUAUAAAUCAAUUCGAUACAA